Messenger RNA from Chara braunii, 584 nucleotides. The record is from the annotation of a GenBank genome assembly. Lineage: Eukaryota; Viridiplantae; Streptophyta; Charophyceae; Charales; Characeae.
CAUAAACAAGCCAGUCAUAUCCAUCAGUGUCGUCACAUGCAGAAAGAAGGUUGACGAUAAAGCAGAAGAGAUGAAGAGAUGGGUGACGAAAACGUUUGGCAAUCUGCUAAAGCUCCUCACGGAGAAGAUGGAUAAAGUUGAUAAGAAAUCCAAGCUGGCGGAAGAGGAGGAGGAGUUGAAGUGUUUACGCAUGGAGAAGGAGCUACAAGAGCUGAAAAAAGGUUCUAAUAGCGAUAAGAGAAAAUGUCCUCCAUCCACUCCAACCACCUCUCCGAGAGUGGAUAGGAUCCAGGUAAAAGCGGUGGCCAAACCCCCAGCCAGGAGGGUCCUCAUCUCCUCUUAUGAAGAGGACGAUGGAGAUGGGGAACUCGUUCACGAAGGAAGGGGACAUCUGAUCAAGAAGUUUGACGACGCGAAAGGGAAAGGUGAGGAAAAAGUAAGCGGGAAUAUGACGGAGACCAAAGAUGUCCUGAGACAACUGGUGCCAAGCCUGCGAUGACUUCAUUGCCGCUCAAGAACGAGUAUGCAUCCACCUGUAACAUAGGAUUCGUGAAAACCUAACAAAACAAAUUGUUAGAAGCCCG